AGCGGCAGCGAGACGAGACGAGGAAAGAAGAGAGAGAGGAAGAGACAACAGUCAACAACGUUCGCGUUCGCAGCCCGCUGGCCCGCUCCGCUGUGCUGUUGCUGUGGGUGCGCUUUGUGUGAGGCAGUCCGAUUCAAGAUAGUGUGCCGGCCAGUUGCAGUCGAAAAGCUCCUCGCAGUGCUUCGCCAGCCGCAGACCCGCGCCCGUCUCUGCUCCGUCCCGACGUCCCGGACCCCACGGACGGCUACAGCCAUGGCCCCCAACGAGCCUGUUGAGAUUCGGGCCCAGGAGACGGCAAAGGGUGGCGUCAAGUAUGAGGCGAUUUUGGCUGAACCUGCAGUUCAGACCCCUCCUAGACGCAACACCUCUCCAACUCGUGCUGCCAAGUCUGCGAAGCCUCUGGAGGAGAAACUGAAGGCUGCUGAGGAGCGCAGAUUGUCAUUUGAGGCCAGCAAGGUGGCUCAGCUGGCAGCUCAGAUGGAGAAGAUUGAGAUGGUUGCCAAGAAGCGUGAGGAGGAAGCAAAGAAGGCGAAGGAGUCCUUGGAGCAGCGUAUGGAGAGUGCGAUUGAGAAGCGUGAGGCCCACAUCAACUCUGUCAAGGAGAAGGUCAAGGAUGUUGCUCAGGUGGAGAAAAUCGAAAUCAUUGCCAAGAAGCAUGAGGAAGAAGUGAAGAAGCGGAAGGAAUCUCUUGACCAGAGGAUAAAGAGCCACAUUGAAAACCGUGAAGCCCACAUUAACUCUGUCAAGGAGAAGGUCAAAGAUCAGCUGAAAAAGGGUGAGGAGACUCGUCAGAACCUGGACAAGCAGGCGGAGGAGAUCAACCAGGCUCUCCAGGAGAGUUUGAAGAAGGCAUCUGAGCAGCGCGACGAGAACAUCAAGAAAAUGCUUGAGCGCCUUCAAGAGCGGGAUCGCCGAGCUGAAGUGGUCAGGCAGAACAAGGAACGUAUGUCUCUGACCACAAAUGAUCAGCAGGAGACUGCAUCUUCUGGAUAAUUUGUUUGCCUCUGUGAACAAAUGCCUGUAAAUUGAGGAAUUGUGAUUUUGAUGCAAAUAUGCUAUUUACCGUACUAAUCAAAGGUGUUAUUUCUAUUUGCAUAAGCCUUUGUGCUUUUUUUCUUUUAACCCAGAUGUGUAUGAGCUUGCUCUAAUUUUAUUUUGUUACUGCACAUUGUAAGAUCUCAUAAGUCUUAAUUUUUGAACUGAAGUAAUUUUGGGGUUGUACCCAGAACUAAUUUUUUAAGCUUCAAUUUUGUACUGAUAAUGCUAAGCACAGAACUGGAGCACACUGAGUGCCUAUAUGUUAACCAAGCUUAAGCUAUGUGAUUAAUGUGUGAGAAAAUGGUGUAUUCAUGUUGUCUGAGACCAUUUUGCAUGCUUAGCUCAAAGCAUUCAUAUUUUAUGAAAGUUGUGGGUUUUAUAAUGUAGCUUUUGCACUGUAUACAGUAUUUUUUAGUCAUUUUAACGGUGUUUAGCUUUUUCCACUGAAAGAUGCGAAUUAAUAAAACAAAAGGAAUGGUUUGUAAA
Molecule: messenger RNA, 1524 nt
Organism: Thrips palmi
Lineage: Eukaryota; Metazoa; Arthropoda; Insecta; Thysanoptera; Thripidae
Gene: stai
Product: calponin homology domain-containing protein DDB_G0272472
Exons: 6
Coding region: 253-993 (246 amino acids)
Biological process (GO): neuron projection development; regulation of microtubule polymerization or depolymerization; microtubule depolymerization
Cellular component (GO): cytoplasm; neuron projection
Molecular function (GO): tubulin binding
Source: RefSeq, a predicted model, not a curated record